CGUAGGCAGUCGGAGCUCCCCUUCUCUGGCUCUUCGCUGGCUAAUUUUCUCACCAACAUCCAACUCAUUGCGACAUGACUCCAGAGAAUGGCGUCGUCGAUCUCUAGAUUGCAGUUUGAUGGAGUCUACUUCAGAAAUGAAGUUCAAAUCUGAUUCUGAGCAAAAUAGAGCUUUGGACUCAAAUGCAAUUCUCCUACUCCAUCCAACUUCUGAUCGCUCUAAUAAAAGAUCAGAUCCUGUGGUACUUGAGAGAGAGCUUGCACAUGAAUUAGCUGCAAGUAAACAGGCAACUAAUGUUCCAAGUGAGACUACUAUUAGCUCCGAGGAAGCACUUGAAAGGGAGCUAGAAUUUCGAAAACGAAGGAAAAUAGCUAUGUUGCAAGCUUCUAUUGACUCUGGGUCACUCUUUACACCCUCUCAAGUACUACCUCUGAAGCCAAGUCUUCCUGGGAUAAAACGAAAAGCGGUGUCUGAAAAUCUUCCAGAGCAAGAAACCUAUGGAAGUGAGGAUCAAAGGUUUAGGGCUUCUCCAAAUGGUUCUCCCAUACAAGAAAGGACCAAGCAUCAAAAUAAUCAUGGCCAGUCAUCCACGGCUCAACGAACUCCCUCUCAAGUUCCCUCUGCUCCUCAGUUUCCACAACAAAUCCCGUCAAGAACCCCUUUGUCUUCUCGAAUUGUGACGACGGGAAGAAAAAUAAAUUUUGAGUUUUUGGAGAAAGAAGGAUUUGUAAUUGAACAGAAAAUCAAGAGAUUGAGUUGGGAAUUUUUGUGUUCUUUGGAUAUCUUGACCUAUCCGAACCUAGUUUGGGAAUUCUUCGGAAGUGCAGAGUUUGGAGAUAAAACCUUGGAAUCAAAAGUUUGAGGUGUUCGUAUUAUAUUGGAUGAUGAAAGAUUAGCUCAGAUACUAAGGAUGUCUACUGAUGGAAGCAUAUUUGACCAUUUUGAAAAUUGGUCCACUGGCUUGAGAUAUAUUCUGGAUAGAGAUGAUAUAGGUGAGCCGGAGGAAGUGAGCGCCAAUCAGUUGAGUAUCGAGAUGCGUCUUCUUCAUCACAUGACAAGUAGGGUUUUCUUCUCCAAGAUAGGGAGAUUCGACUUCAUAUCAGGGAGAGAUAUUACCUUUAUGUACCAUUUGAUUCAUGAGAUCUCUCUGAACCUACCCUCACUCAUGAUCAGUCACAUAAAAGGGGCGGCCAGUUGGCAGAAGGCAUCAUUGCCUUAUGGUAUAGUCUUAACCUUUGUUUUUCAGGAGUUUGGUGUGGAUCUUCAAAGAGAGACUGCCAAAGCAUUGAUAGACACUGACAUCUAUGACAAUCGAUCACUUCGGAGAAUGGUUUUCAGAAAGUAGAUGAUCGAAAGUAGAUGAUCGAUGGUUACGUAGAGGUGCAGUACAGAGAGAUGCAGAUGUUGAUGGUGAUGACGAUGAGACAUCUAUAGCAAUGUCCAUUGCUGUAGAUAUGAGGAUUGAGAAGCCAGCAGAGCAGCAUGAGCAGACAGAGGCCGCUCCUUCACAGACCAGUCAUCCAGAGGUUAUAGAUUGACUUUUUGAUAGACUAAACGAGGAUGCAUUAGGUGAGAGAGUUUUCACCAGAAUUGUCACCUCAGUUUGUGUAGAAAUUCAGAGAUAUACUUUAGAAGUACAGUAGGCGAGAUGAGAUCUGAUGGAGGUACUAUCUUUGAUCAGAAAGGAGUCAGCUAGAUUGAUCCAGGCUCUUACUUCAAUGAGGGAGGAUGUUCACGAUCAGAUCCAGUCAUCUAAAGACAUCAGA
This is a messenger RNA of Elaeis guineensis (African oil palm), 1766 nucleotides long. The record is from RefSeq and is a predicted model, not a curated record. Lineage: Eukaryota; Viridiplantae; Streptophyta; Magnoliopsida; Arecales; Arecaceae.